Toxorhynchites rutilus septentrionalis is the source of this 1732-nucleotide messenger RNA. RefSeq names its product E3 ubiquitin-protein ligase MARCHF1. The transcript is spliced from 3 exons. Bases 109 to 843 code for a protein of 244 amino acids. Gene Ontology annotation, molecular function: zinc ion binding. Lineage: Eukaryota; Metazoa; Arthropoda; Insecta; Diptera; Culicidae. The record is from RefSeq and is a predicted model, not a curated record.
UUUGGCAGCAUAUAACAAAAUUUUCAGUGAAAACAAAAUGUUCAAAAUAGCAUCGGAUAAGCGUCAAAAUUAGGAAGCGAAGAGUACCAUCCAUCGAUUGUCAAAUUUAUGGCACAGCCGCGGGAAUCCAGUCUGCUGUCCGGAAUCCAGGCCGUUCGCUUGUUUUGGUCAGUGCACAGCGAGCGUCGGAGAUCCAGCCAACUUUCGCAGCUUGAGCGAGCCUCAUCGGACAGUGUUUCUUGUGAAGAAUUGCACCGGACGUCCGGUAACAAAUUCUGCCGGAUCUGUCGGUUGAGUGACGAUUUGCUAAUGGAAAAUGUAUGCGAGUGCAAGGGAACGAUUGGUCACAUCCACGAGCGGUGCCUGCGAACCUGGACCGUUUAUCAGCGCAGCCAACGGUGCGAAAUCUGCCGGACCAAAUUUCGCUUCGACUUCGAGAGGAAGCUGUUAGUGAAACUGACCAAUUGGCAGCUGGCAGUGAAUUUCGUCCGAAGGCGCUACUUCUGGAUUAUGGUGCGGGAUGUGCUCAAUUUCAUGGUUCUGUUCGGCAUUUCGGUACUGCAGAAUGCAGCGAUGCUAGCGAUGGUCCAGGAAGAGGUGCAGCCAAGCGUCCCUCCGGUUCUGGCACUGGCGAUUGGGGCAUCCUUUUUCAAUUUCUAUUUUACCCGCUGGAUAAUGAAUCGAGCGUUGAAGGCGUACAACUUGGUGCGACAGUACUGGAUCCUGACCCACGACGAGGAAUUUGUUGGGUACUUCAACGAGGAUUAUGCCCUUUUCGGGGAAAAUCAAUCCGAGAUUGAGAACAUGCUGCUGGCGGAAUACGACGCUCCGGAGUGGGAUUAAAUUUUUACAACAAACUCGUUAAAAAUGUUGUAACUUUUUGUUUUACCCCGCGUAACAAGCGGAAUGAUGAAUCACGCGAGACGCUCCCAUUAUACCCGGCUGGGUUCGUGAAGACGAGUGAACGAAAUUGCACUCCAACAGAAGCAUCCUUACCGCAGAAACAAACAAAGAAAAGCGUGAGCGAAAUGCACCCGAAUGAAAUUUAUUGCAUUCAUAAUUUAUGAUGCGCAGUUUUGCGCUUGCUGCUACUCGCACAAAACAUAUGCAAUGGGACACAUUCACGUUCGGUGGGGUAUAUGCUAACUCAAACUCACCUCUUCCGCCCCCCUCCAAACUCGGGGUCAAUCCUUCAACUGCGCUCCCGCUCUAUUUGACCACACGUCAAUGUUGUAAAUUUGCGGUGCUGCGGUGUCGCGCAUUCGCCUGGGCAGCACAUCGUGACGGGUUGAUAAAUUUACGAGCUGCAUGCGUGUGUAAUAUUUAUCCUGUUAGAGAGGAGUUGUCCUGGUAAAUAACGUGACAGUUGCGCGAGCAGAAAUUCGCGAGAUCAUAAUUCAUCGCCGUUCGGUGAUACGGAUAUGGACCCUAAUUGUUGCAAUUUGUUGAUGGGUGAUUUGGAGCCGGCCUGGCACCUUUUCGCUUCUGUCCGGGCCAAGCCAAAUUGCAAACACGGUUCACAUUUGUUUAUGACCACUACAUUGUGGCUUGUUUGAGUUCGGGAACAAUGGAUAUGGUAAAAUGUCGAGGAUCUGCUCUGAUAUCUCAAUGGAUGUAGCUGGCAUAUUCAUGACCUGAUGCCUCAUGGAAAAUGAAUUCCGGAUAAAAUGUUACCUUCAUUCCCAAUUUUACACUGUUAUUCCGUAGUGAGCUGACGAAUUAAUAUAAACAA